Messenger RNA from Aphanomyces invadans, 1432 nucleotides. RefSeq names its product enolase 2. Gene Ontology annotation, biological process: glycolytic process. Bases 37 to 1401 code for a protein of 454 amino acids. Gene Ontology annotation, molecular function: magnesium ion binding; phosphopyruvate hydratase activity. The record is from RefSeq and is a predicted model, not a curated record. Gene Ontology annotation, cellular component: phosphopyruvate hydratase complex. The transcript has a single exon. Lineage: Eukaryota; Oomycota; Saprolegniomycetes; Saprolegniales; Verrucalvaceae.
UUUCGACGUGACCAACAACAACACACUCCAAUCGCCAUGCUCAGCCAACAGCGCGCCGUGACGAAGUUGCUUCGCCAAACACAAACUCGCUUCGCCAGCACGAUCAAGAAGGUUCAUGCGCGCGAGAUCAUCGACAGUCGUGGUAACCCUACUGUCGAAGUCGACUUAACUACAGAACAAGGACUGUUUCGCGCGUCCGUCCCAUCGGGAGCUUCCACCGGGAUCCACGAAGCCGUGGAGUUGCGCGACAGUGGCAAGCGCUACUUGGGCAAGGGUGUGAUUCAAGCAGUGAACAACGUGAAGAACAUUAUUGGCCCCAAGUUGGAAGGCAUGGACCCAACAAACCAAGUCGAAAUUGACCACUUGAUGAAAGAAUUGGACGGUACUGAGAACAAGGGUAACCUUGGCGCGAACGCUAUUUUGGGGGUGUCCCUUGCUGUCGCCAAGGCUGGUGCUCGUGCGAAGAGCAUUCCGUUGUUCCAGCACUUUGCCGACUUGUCUGGCAAUAACAAGCUCGUGCUCCCGGUGCCUUCUUUCAACGUGAUCAACGGGGGAUCACAUGCGGGUAACCAAUUGGCGUUCCAAGAGUUCAUGAUCUUGCCGACGGAGGCGGAAUCGUUCUCGGAAGCCAUGGCCAUGGGUUGCGAAGUGUACCAUCACUUGAAAGGUGUGAUCAAGAAGAAGUACGGCCAAGAUGCGACCAAUGUCGGUGACGAAGGGGGAUUUGCGCCCAACAUCCAGAGCAACCAUGAAGGCGUGGAACUGCUAAUGCUCGCGAUUGAAAAGGCGGGAUACACGGGCAAGAUUGGUAUCGGCAUGGAUGUGGCGUCGUCCGAAUUUUACACGGAUAGCAAGCACUACGACUUGAAUUUCAAGAACCCUGGCAGCAAGAAAUCGCCGUUGACUGGUGCGCAAUUGGGCCAACUCUACAAGGAUUUGGCCAAGGAAUUCCCUAUCAUCUCGAUUGAAGACCCGUUCGACCAAGACGACUGGGAGCACUACAGUGCCUUCACAGGGGCGAUCGGGACCGACGUGCAGAUUGUCGGUGACGACUUGCUUUGCACGAACCCGACGCGCAUUGCCAAGGCUGUAGGGUUAAAGGCGUGCAAUGCGCUUCUCCUCAAGGUGAACCAAAUUGGCAGCGUCAGCGAAUCCAUCCAAGCCGUCAACGACGCCAAGGCCGCGGGAUGGGGCGUUAUGGCCAGUCACCGUAGCGGGGAAACGGAAGACUCGUACAUUGCGGACUUGGCGGUGGGCCUCAGUACUGGCCAGAUCAAGACAGGAGCUCCAUGCCGCUCGGAACGACUGGCCAAGUAUAACCAACUGCUGCGCAUCGAAGAAAUGCUCGGGCGCAGUGCCAUCUAUGCCGGCAAACACUUCCGAAACCCCCAGAAAGCUUAAUACGUGCAAUAUAUGACAGAUGGGGUGUGAA